CACCCCACACCCCCCCGGCUAAAAGAAUAAGUACAUAGGCCUUAUCAAGUCAGUUUCUACUAAAACAGCAUUUCUUUGUACACAGCCCUAUUCAUACAGGAUCAAUGUGGUUUUGCUUCCUCAGUAACAUUGGAAUAACAUUUAGCUGAAGUCUAGAGUAAAAAAUAGGUGGGUUUAUACCAAUACAUGCAAAAUGCUUUCAAAAAUUAUAAAACUAAUCUACGUUAUCUACUUUGUUUUAAUCAUGAGCACAAGAUGCACGUUACGUUCCCAUAAGAUGGGUACCAGAUUAGGUCAUGACAAUGACAAGAUACAGAAAUUACUUGAUAGAAACUGAACUGAGACUUUGAGCUUUUCAUGGCUAACUUUUGGUGAAGAGCUUUAUUUGUAUAGCAUGCAGGUAAAAGAUUUCUGAAUUCCCUAUUAGGCAUCUUGAGUAUAUCUCGCCACUAGUGUCUUUUUAUGGAUGAGGUCAUUAGAAGAGUGCAAAUGAGGCACAUCUUUGGAUUUCAGUAUUUUAAAAAAAAAAAAGUGGCUAUAAAUAUCCCUUUAGAGAAAAAUUUGCUUUAGUAGAGGAUUCCCAGAAGAAAUAAAUGGCCAUUCCAUUUCCCUUUUAGUUUAUAUAAGCCAAUUUAAGUUUUUCUGUCCUUACUAAAUCUUUUUUUACUUUCCCUGUAGAAGGAAUGGCUUUGUUUUAUUUCUCUCUACUCCAGCUAAUUGAGUGUGUUAAUUUUGGUUUUCCUUCUGCUUUUACUGAUUCUUGUUUUUAAAAAUGCAUGUCCUGGUAGCUGCUUUUUUUUUUUUUUUUUUUUUUUUUUUUUAGUGCCUGUCUUAAGAAAUGGUUUUGAAUGGAAGAGACUCCUAGGAUGGAGGGGAGUCAGUAAUGCUAAUUUCAAAGAGCUGCAGUCUUCAGUGUGGUGUUGCUUAGCAACCCAUCUUCCAGUUUUGCCUUUGGUGAAUAAAAGAGGAGAGUGAAGCUGCGGUUUCUAUUGAUUCAUUCAUUGAAACUAGAAAUCUAAGCAUCUUGUGACUAUAGCAACGUAAGCCAUAGGUGUCUCUUCCUCUCUUCUCUUGUCCCCCUUUCCCCUGCAGGUGCAGAAUGCCUAGAGUAUCUUCUUGAGGAUAUGCAAACAUUUUUGGUAACAGUGUACUAAAUACCUUUAAUUCUCUACUGUUCUGGUUUUUGGGGUUUUUUUUUUUGAUUUGUACCGAUACUGGAAGGAUGGUCUAGAAAGUCUCAUUAGGUAAAAUGAUUAGUAUGAUUAGCUAAAAUAACUAAACUAGCAAGACUCUUACAGAGAAACAGACUAGAAGUAAUUUGCAGUUUUUUCCCAUUUUCGGACUGGGUUUCACUAUUGCAAGUCAUUUCUCAAAUGCGGCUACAGCAGUUUUCAGAAAGGCUCAUAAAUCAGGCAACUCUGGUUCAGUAACCUAGACCUUAAUGUUAGCCAUUAGAUGAGUAGCUUUAUAAACAUAAUAGUUUAAACAGUUUAUAGUUAGAGAAUUUCUUGAAAAUUUUCUGAACUAAUUAUCUUUGAAAGUGGCACUGGAGACAUUUCAGGGGUCUUUCGAUAGCGGAGGUAGAUUCUGGCUCUUUGGAAGUUCACCAUAAAGAACUCAUUAGUGUUCCCUAUACAAUUUAUAAACAGGAAAAAUUAGGAAAAGAAAUUAAGGGAAAAUUUCACUAGCAAGUACUUCUCCAUCAGCUUGUGACUAUGCUACUUUUAAAAUAAGAUCACUAUUUGGUCAGUUUAGGCAUCUUACAACUGUGAUUUUGAUUUCUGGCUUCAGUCACACUGUGGGUUUACCUCUUGCUUCAUCUUUCAGUGAACUCAGAAAGUAACCUGCCUUAAUGUUUAGAAUCAGGCCAUUACUGCAAAAAUCACAUGCUUUUAUGUCUGCUAAAACUUGGUUUGGUAGUUAUAGGACAUGGUGCUUGCUAAAAGGAGUCGGUAUGCCUGUUAUUGCAGGCUUUAUUCUAGAAAACAGCUUUUAAAAUGUUCACACUAGAAAUUUGGCUCCUGUGAAUUUUGUGCUAUGAGAAGUUGAAUGUUGGCUAUGCAUGCUCAGGUGACUUAGUACUUGCUACAGUUCAGUCCUCAACUUUCAAAGGCAUGAAGAAGGAUUUUAACGUGCUAGAAACACCAGAACAUGUUAAUUGUGAUUAAUUCUGGUCUAAAUCUUCACUAAGUGUCCAUGGGGAAGAUGAAUUCCAUCAUAAAAUACUGUAUUAACAUUUUUUUCACUGCUGUAGAAUCAGCAUUAAUGACUGCCAACUCACCUCAUAUUUGCUGAGCAAAUUUAGCUACCUCCUGUUUGACAAGCCGAAAGAAAUCAACUCUGAAGGGCUGGGCUGAGAACUGUAAUUGUGCUACUUUUAUUUGAAAGAGGAAAGAAAAGGUGUCCCUAUACUAUAUUAAGGGAAGUUAGAAGCAAACUUUGGGGGAUUAUUACUUUUUUUUCUCCCCAAAAUGAAACCAUGCUUUUUUAUUAAAAAAAAAAAACAACAGUUAUAUCUAUCCCUGUGGGAAACUUUGCCUUGUAAAGGAAGGGAACUCAGUGUGAUAUCUUUUCUCUCAAACUCUGAUCUCACCUCUAAGGGAUUUUGUGUUCUGUUUCCCAGCAACGUGAACCGGGGGUGGUUGGUCAACCCCAUCCUAUGCAACAUAACGCAUAGGUAAUUGAAGAAAAAAAAUCACAGUACCCUGCGGUGCUGCUUAAAAUGCAGUCUGUAACUUGUAUCUUAAAGCACGCAUAGACGGCCGUGCCCCGCUGCGGUGCGCAUUAUGUAAUUGUCUAAAUAUGACAUUGUUCCCCGGGUGCAGAAGGCGCGGAGGGAUGAGUGGGGCGUUCUGGCGCUCCUCCCGCGGCAGCCUGCGGGCGGUGCUGCCGCCGCGGACCCCUGUCCCCUCACGCCCCCGCCGCCGGGGGUCGUCCGUUGGUCCGUUUCUCCCUCCGUCCGUCCACCGGCCAGGGCUUGCUCCCCAGCGCGGGGCCCCGGGCGGCGCGCGCACCCUCACAGGCAGCCUUCCCCCCCCACCUCAGGGCCCCCGCAGCCCGCUGGCUGCAGCCUCCGCCUCGCGCACCUGGGCGCCAGGUGAGGGCGGGGCAGUGCGCAGGCGCAGGGCCGGCCGCCCGCGCGCACCUGGCGGCCGCUGAGCGGAAGCCGCGGCAGCCCGGCGGGGGGCGCCGGGCUCCCCCUGUGCCUGCGGCCGCUUGCGCGGGCAACGCCUUCCUCUUCCUCCCGCCGGACGAGGUGUUAUAAUUUCAAGAAAUGCUGUGACCUAUUUGAAGAUCAUCAUCCACAGAAACUUUUGUCUUGUGAUAAUUUUUUUAAACUAGAAUGGCUUUGAAAAAAACACCUAAACUAUUUAAGAAAUUAUUUUUUCACUGGAAACUUUGGAAAUUUAGCAUUAUUGUGUUUGUGUUUCUGGUAUUUUUAUUUUUAUUGCAAAGAGAAGUGGGUGUUCAAGACUUCAAAGAUGAAGCAGGGAUUAAGCCAGUUGUUGGAAAGAAAAGCCAUGUAUUAGGUUUCAUGUUAAAUGCUAUGAAUAAUAUCAAAGGGGCAAAGCCAAAAAUGCAGAUAAAAGCACCCGUUAGGCAAACUAAGAUUCCUGGAGAGAGACACUGUUUGCCAGGACACUAUACUGCAGUGGAACUAAAACCUUUUCUCGAUCGACCCCUUCAAGAUCCUAAUGCUCCUGGAGCUUCUGGUAAAGCAUUUAAAACUAUCAACUUAAAUUCAGAAGAACAGAAAGAAAAACAGCAUGGAGAAGAAAAACACUGUUUUAAUGCAUUUGCAAGUGAUAGGAUUUCUUUACACCGAGAUCUUGGACCAGACACCCGACCUCCUGAAUGUAUUGAACAAAGGUUUAAACGCUGCCCGCCAUUGCCAACCACAAGUAUUAUAAUAGUUUUUCAUAAUGAAGCAUGGUCCACUCUGCUCAGGACUGUUCACAGCGUGAUGUAUACAUCUCCUGCCAUACUGCUAAAGGAGAUUAUUUUGGUGGAUGAUGCCAGUGUAGAUGAAUACUUGCAUGAUAAACUAGAUGAAUACGUGAAACAAUUUCAAAUAGUUAAAGUAGUCCGUCAAAAGGAAAGAAAAGGUCUAAUCACUGCACGGUUGUUGGGAGCUUCAGUAGCAACAGGAGAGACCCUUACCUUUCUGGAUGCUCAUUGUGAAUGCUUUUAUGGCUGGUUAGAGCCAUUAUUGGCAAGAAUAGCUGAGAACCCUGUUGCUGUUGUAAGCCCUGAUAUUGCUUCCAUAGAUCUCAAUACUUUUGAAUUCAGUAAACCAUCUCCUUAUGGGCAUAACCACAACAGAGGCAAUUUUGAUUGGAGUUUGUCAUUUGGAUGGGAGUCUCUUCCUAAACAUGAAAAUAAAAGAAGAAAAGAUGAAACCUAUCCAAUUAGAACACCUACUUUUGCUGGAGGUCUCUUUUCAAUAUCAAAAGAUUACUUCGAACACAUUGGAAGCUAUGAUGAAGAAAUGGAAAUAUGGGGAGGUGAAAAUAUAGAAAUGUCUUUCAGAGUAUGGCAAUGUGGUGGACAGUUGGAGAUCAUGCCUUGCUCUGUUGUUGGCCAUGUCUUUCGCAGCAAGAGUCCUCACACUUUCCCAAAAGGUACUCAAGUGAUCACGCGUAAUCAAGUCCGCCUUGCAGAAGUCUGGAUGGAUGAAUAUAAAGAAAUUUUUUACCGAAGAAACACUGAGGCAGCAAAAAUUGUGAAACAAAAGACAUUUGGGGACAUCUCAAAGAGACUUGAUUUAAGGCAGCGCCUGCAGUGUAAAAAUUUUACCUGGUAUCUCCAUAAUGUUUAUCCAGAAGCAUAUGUGCCAGACCUGAAUCCUUUGUUUUCUGGAUAUUUAAAAAACAUAGGUAACCAAAUGUGUCUGGAUGUUGGUGAAAAUAACCACGGCGGCAAACCACUGAUUAUGUAUUCUUGUCAUGGACUUGGAGGAAAUCAGUACUUUGAAUAUUCUGCACACCAUGAAAUUCGACAUAACAUUCAGAAGGAGCUUUGUCUGCAUGCUUCUAAAGGACCUGUGCAGCUUCGCGAAUGUAACUACAAAGGCCAGAAAACCUUUGCCGUUGGAGAAGAGCAAUGGCUGCAUCAAAAGGAUGAAACUCUGUACAAUGCAGCACUACAUAUGUGCCUUACUGGAAAUGGAGAACAUCCGAGUUUGGCAUCUUGUAAUCCAUCAGACCCCUUCCAGAAGUGGAUCUUUGGCCAGAACAAUUAAGAUUUUAUAUUUAUAGGCCAGGAGCAUUUUAUUAAAAGAAAAGAUCCAUUCUAAAUUAUGAUCAUUUAUGUAUACUGCAUUUUUAAGUGAUGCAUACUUUAAAUGCAAAAUGUUUAAACAGUUUCUUUUCCCUCUUAUUUAAGUUGAAUAUAUAAAUAUAAAAUGUGUCAUCAGAGAUUCCCUAGGAGUCUAUUAUACCAAAGAUGGUUGAGGCCUCAAUUAAGAAAAAUGUUUACAAUGUUUCUGUGGUAAGACGUUAUAUGUUGACCGCUGAUUCAUGGAUUCUAUAGUCCCCCUUCACCUUGGGGACCAUAUGUAUAUUGUUUUUCCACAAAUUGUAAGUACUUCUGAAGACGACUAGUUUUCUCUGUAGAGUUUCAAGAAAUCAUUGUAUACUCUCUGAAAACCAAGAUGCUUUAUAUGUAUAUUUUUAUGCUCAAUUGGUUGACUACUUUUUUUGGUUUUAAUCAUUUCAUUUACUCAGUGAACUUUUCUCAGUAUUUUUUAAGUUCCUUCACUUGAAAAAUUAAAUAUAUGUUCUUCUGGUUAAAGCCAAAUAGGCUACCACACUAUGCUCAGCUUUUAGCAUGUCAAUUCUUCUUUUGUAGAAGAAAAAAAAUAAUUCUCACUGAAAUAUGUAUGUGUGAUUAUUUUCAUGGAAAAUCUGCUUAUUCUGAUAUUAGUCUCUUUUUAGCUAAAACUUUAUAGGUUUUUUAUAUUUCAUGAACUUUAAAAUUUAUGACAAAGUUGUAAUAGAUUUUUGAGCUGCUGAACAUUAGCACAUUUUUUCAGAAUUUUGUUCAUUAUUGCUUUUAAAUUACAUGUUAUCUACUAAACCCACCUUUUUUCCUGUCUUUUAGAGAUUUACACAAUGCUUACCAAACAGGUUUCUAAUACUAUCUGUACAUAAUCUCCUGUGCAAACACUUGCCCGUUGGUUUGGGUUUUUUUCUUGUUGUUGCUGUUUCCCCUUUUACAAAGGACUGACCUCAAUUUUGUCUGUCCAAAUGAGACCUUCCUUACUAUUCUGCUAGCUCUUUUAAUGAAAUAUUGUAUUCUUGUAAACAUCCACAAGUAUAUUUCAAUAGAUCGUGUAGAACUAUGACUUCAUAAAUAGUCUUCCUUUGAUUAAGUAUUUAAAAAUACAUGUCAUAGAAUAGUUUGGGUUGGAAGGGACCUUUAGAGGUCAUCUAGUCCAAUCCCCCUGCAGUGAGCAGGGACAUCUUCAACUAGAUCAGGUUGCUCAGGACCCUGUCCAACCUGACCUUGAAUGUUUCCAGGGAUAGGACAUCUACCAACUCUCUGGGCAACCUGUUCCAGUGUUUCACCACCCUCAUCAUGUAAAAUUUCUUCCUUAUAUCUAGUCUAAAUCUGCCAUCUUUUAGUUUAAAACCAUUACCGCUUGCCCUAUCACAGCAGGCCCUAUGAAAAAUUCUGUCCCCAUCUUUCUUUAUGUACUUCAAGUACUGCAAGGCUGCAAUAAGGUCUCCCCCACAGCCUUCUCUUCUCCAGGCUGAACAACCCCAACUCUUUCAGCCUGUCUUCUUACGGGAGGUGUUCAAACCCUUGGAUCAUUUUUGUGGCCCUCCUCUGGACCUACUCCAAUGAUUCCAUAUAUCCUUCCUGUGCUGAGGACCCCAGAGCUGGAUGCCGUACUCCAGGUGGGGUCUGACCAGAGUAGAGUAGAGGGGCAGAAUCACUUCCCUUGACCUGCUGGCCAUGCUUCUUUUUUUGUAGCCAAGCAUACUGUUGGCUUUUUCUCCGGUUAUUUUACUGGGUGUACAGUUGUUAACACCCUCCAGUUAGUCUUCCAUCGCAAUCACCAAUCAUGCCCAUUUUCUGACUUGUGGUUAUUUCAGGCCUUCUUUAGUGAGGGUAGCUCUUCUGCACAAGAAAUACCCUCUUCAGGAUCAGAGAUUUACACUUACUUGAAGAUGUCUACUUCAGGGUAUGAAUAUGAGAUAAAUGAUCCCACCCUUAAAGCAUCAAAGGUCACAUUAAAUUGCACUUUAAUAAGGUAAACUAUUUCAUAAUAAAAUUUUAUAUUCUGAUUUUGACAAGACUUAAUUGGUUUAUGAAAAUUAUGGGGGUUUAAAAAUAACUGUGUUAUGGGAGGAAAAUGGCCAUGAAAAUAAAAUAAUAAACUUCUAGGAAGGGAAGGAAGCAGCAGACUAAAGACAAGGAAAAUACUUAGUGUUGUCUGAAAGUGCCAGUAUUGUUAUUAAGUAGGGGUGGAAAACAUCAAAGGUAAAAAGGUACUUAGACUUUGCAGGUUGUGAAAAGAAUUGUGUUGAACGUCUAUUUAAAUGGAAGAAAAUAUGCAUUUUCUAGAUUUCUAGAUGCUGC
Phalacrocorax carbo (great cormorant) is the source of this 7587-nucleotide messenger RNA. The record is from RefSeq and is a predicted model, not a curated record. Lineage: Eukaryota; Metazoa; Chordata; Aves; Suliformes; Phalacrocoracidae.